Molecule: messenger RNA, 763 nt
Organism: Solanum lycopersicum (tomato)
Lineage: Eukaryota; Viridiplantae; Streptophyta; Magnoliopsida; Solanales; Solanaceae
Product: mavicyanin-like
Cellular component (GO): plasma membrane
Molecular function (GO): electron transfer activity
Source: RefSeq, a predicted model, not a curated record
ACUACAUAUAUCUCUUUCUUGUGGGAGUGGGAAAAAAAAGCUCCUUAAAGCUUGUGCCUUUGCUUUUAAGCUUAGUAUUAAUACUAUUAUCUCUUUUUCUUUUUUUUUUUAGCCAAAAUGGGUGCUAGGAUUUUUCUAGUGGUGGCCAUUGUUUUCACGGCGGUGGCGACGGUGGUGGUGGCCGGAGCUCCGGUGCAUCAUGUGGUCGGAGAAGAUAGAGGGUGGGACCCAUCUACUGAUAUUACUUCUUGGUACUCUCAAAGAGUUUUUAGAGUUGGUGAUAAAAUUUGGUUCACCUACUCCACAACUCAGGAGAGUUUAGUGGAGCUGAGAAACGAGGAAGAUUUUACAUCGUGUGAUCUAUCGAACCCGAUCAAGAUGUACACGGAUGGUUUAGAUACGAUCUCUCUUGAAGGAGAAGGAAUCCGCUACUUCGUUAGCGGAAACACGGAGAGUUGCAAAAAUGGGCUGAAAAUACCUGUGAAGAUUCAGCCCAAAGAGCAAAUUAUGGCCCAAAAUAAUGUUGGAUUAAUGGCUGUAGCUGAUGGGCCUACAGUACCUUCUGCUUCAACAAACUUAAAUGGGCUUUCAUACAUUUUGGCUGUUGGAUUAUCAAUCUGCUUAUUGGGCCUUUAGAUAAAAAUAGCAAUUAUGGGUUGUCUAAACUUUAUUAAGUAGGAUAAUUUACCACUUUAUUUGAACUACUAUUGAAUAUCUUAAUUUUGAAUUAUGAUAUUGAUAUAUUGUCUUUGUUUUGGCAUAA